Molecule: messenger RNA, 11763 nt
Organism: Pyrgilauda ruficollis (rufous-necked snowfinch)
Lineage: Eukaryota; Metazoa; Chordata; Aves; Passeriformes; Passeridae
Gene: SKA3
Product: spindle and kinetochore associated complex subunit 3
Exons: 8
Coding region: 1-1803 (600 amino acids)
Biological process (GO): mitotic cell cycle; chromosome segregation
Cellular component (GO): spindle microtubule; outer kinetochore
Source: RefSeq, a predicted model, not a curated record
AUGCGCGGGAGCACCGCUGCCCCAGUCCCCAGUUCCGCUCCCGGCCUCACUCACCGGGAAGCUCCGGCGGCGGCUGCGGCCCCCGCGGAGGAGCCAAGAUGGCGGGGAGCGCGGCUCUCGCGAGAGGCGGCGGCGGGCGGGGCCCGGCCGCGCCAAUGGGGCUCGCGCGGGCGGCAGUUUGAAGCCCCUCAGCGGCGCGCGGCCCGGCCCGGUUUCGCUGAGGGCCGCCCCGGCCCCGGCCCCGCUCCGCUCCGCUCCGCUUCGCUUCCCCCGCUCGGAGCCAUGGACGUGACCGGGGUCUUCUUCGGCAAGCUGCGGGAGCUGGCUCUCACAGUGGAGAAGGAGGUGAAGCAGCUGGAGCGGGCCAUGCGCCGGGAGGACGCGGACUAUGAAGAUGAAUCUCCGCUCGCAGUCUUGAAUGACCUCCAUGGCGAAAUCAAGGCUCAGAAGGAAGAUGUCAGUGCCAGUCUUGGUAAGAUUUGCUCUGAAAAAAAAGCAGUUCAAGAGUUUAUGAAAGCAAGUGAAAUCUUGAUGCAAAGAAAUGCAGCAGAUCUUGGAAAAAUAGGAGAACUGUUCCAGAAAUAUGGCUACAAACCAAAUGUCAAAGACUCUACAGAAGAGGAGGAUAAAGCAAACAGUGAAUCAGCAAUGUCUGUUCAGAAGAACUCUGAUGAGGAAAAAGCAAAUGAUGUACCUCACCCAUCUGCCUCUGCAGAGAAGCCACCGUUGCCCAAAGACCCUCUGCGUAACCCCCAGCUCUCCGAUUUCGGUCUCUCACAGUACGCGUUCUCCAGGCCUUGGAGCGCGCUGAAAGCGCAGCACGCGGCGGGUGCGAGUCAGCUGAGGGCCAAGAGCGAGACUCCGCUUGGAUUGCGAACACCGCGGGCUUUGCCCAAAACACCGAAAUGUAAGCUGAAGAUGGAUGACUACGAGUGUGUAACGCCAAAACUCGAACACUUCGGCAUUAGUGAACAUACCAUGUGUAUGAACGAAGAUUAUACGAUGUCACUUAUUCAUAAAACUUCUCAGACAAUCAAAAAGUUGGUUAAAAGAGGAGAUAAUAAUGGAGGGAAUUUGCCAGAAAUGACAGUAAAGGAAAUCAUGGUUACUCCUGCAUCAAAAUCAAGUAAGAGAGCUAAGAAUGCAGCAGCUGACUGGAUGGCUUCUCCUAUGGUAUUUGUGUUCUGUACUCCUGACGUGAAGGACUCCUCCAAAACAAAUAAUACAGUAUUAUCAAGGUCACCAGAGACAAAGGAACUGCCUCUUCCCAGUCAUGCAGCAACACCACAGUGUCCAGAUUUUCAAACAGGAUGGCUAAAAGCAGAAGCUAAGCAGCAGGUAACACCAGGGGAGAAGCUUGAGUCAGUGACAAAAAAUGAUGCAAAAGAUAUGCCACGCAAAGAAGAAAGAAUUCCUUUUGCUGCAAGCUCUGAUGAGUAUCUUAAACAUACUGGGGACCCUUCCCCUCCCAAACUGGAAGACUAUGACCAUUUACUCAAUACUCCUCCACCUCCAGAAAUAACAAGGAUACCAGAUAAUGUUCUAAAGAUGCUUUCCCAAUAUAAUCAUAAGGUAGACUCUUCUAAAGCCAAGGAAAUGGAGACCAAGGCAGGAAAUACUACAAGAUUUGAAAGUGGUUCCACUGAUUACAGCAACAAAGAGAACAGGUAUGAUUACACUUUACAAGUUUGGUUAAGUAAUUUAAUUUGUAGGAGGUACAAAGAGGCUUUAAUGCACUUAGAAAUGCAUAUAGUUGCUUGCUAUUCAACUAUCAAAACAGCUCUUUUUUCUGUGACUAAAUAACUGGGGGUUUGGCAUUGUAUAUAGCUGCCUGUUUGUAAAGAACAAAUAUUACAGCUGAUAAUGUGUUUGGAUCCUCCCAAAUUAAAAAAAAAAAAAAAAGGAAGGCAGAAUUUUACUGUAGGUAUACUGUGCUUUGUGGCAAUGAAAGCACCAGUGAAUGCUUUCUGGGUAAGUUUAGGCAAUGCAAUGAAAGAAUUUGGUAAAAAGUAUCUAAGUAAGAAUUGAUUUCACACUUGUUUUGGUAAAGACAAAAUACUUGAAAUGAAAAGCUACAAUAAGUAUGAGUAAUCUUAAAACAAUUGAAUUAUAGUUUUAUAAAGAAUAUAAAGAACACCAUCAGUUUGAAUAUAAAGAAGUUUUUAUGACAACUUUAUCAAAGCAUACAUAUUCCUGAUUCAGUGUAAUAUAUAGUAUGCUUGUUGAUUACCUGUUAAACUUAGAGUCUGUAAAGAUUAUUUAAAUAGGUGGUACCAGGGACAUGUAAGGAACAACAACCCAGAGUGACACUGAUAAAAGUUGGUAUCUUGCUAUACUUGGAAGUUGGAAUCCAUUUGAGUAAUCUCACUUUAGCUGAGAAAGCUUCGUUUUUUGUUGUCAAGACAAAAAAAAAGACAAAUUUUCAAUAUUUCUGUCUUCUGAUAAUUCAAAAUAUGAUUUAAAUAAGCUCAUGAACACAUCUGGGUAUAUUUUCAGAGGAUAUCAUGGAGUUUUCAAGACAAACAUCUGAAAUGAAACUGAAGACCAUGUUGAAACUUUCACAUUCAUGGAUCUUAUCACCAAAUCAUAACAAGUUCAAAAAGCAAAAGGAAAUACUGGUGGGAAGAAAGAGCCAUACUGAGAAAAGGCUUUUUUUAAUGGAGAACAGUUCUUUAUCCAUGAUGUGGAUAAACUUGUUUGAACUAACAGCUUGUUGUUGACUUAAUCGGCAAAAUGUAUUGAGGGAUUUUAAAUAUAUUGCACUUCCAAGAGGAAUGGAGAUCCAUGUACAAGGUGGUACUUCAGUUGUUUGUUGUGUAGGAUUGCAUUUGCAGUAGGCUGUAGAGAGUGCAGUUAGAUUGUAAUAAAAGUCCAGCAUAUUGCUUUCAAAAGUGGAUAUCUCUGGCUGUUCUGGUGGCCGUACAUCCUUUCAGGGCUGAAGCUGAAGUCUGGUACUUCAACAGUAUUUGGUAUCUUCAACAGAAACAAGUAAAUUUCUUUGUAUUGGAAAAGUAACUCCUGCUUUACUGUUUAAAGCAGUUCUGGGCUUUUAGUCCUUUCUGCAGUGCUAAGAUGUAUCUUACACAUUCCUGCAUCAGACUGACUGUUACCUCUCUGCCAGACAGGCAUUUCCCAUGCAGAUUCUUUCUUUAUAUAUCAACAUAGUAUCUCUCAGCUGCUGUGCAUCUGGUUUCUUUGUAGCCUUGGAAGGUGACUCCGGCUCUACUGGGAAUCAGUUGAAAAUGUGCAAUUGUUACUGGUUAUGUGCAUCUUUAGCUGCUUGGAAGAAUUUGCUGGCAGGCCUGUAGGUGGUUGCUUCCUCGCCUGCUGCUGCCAUGUGUAUUCUCUUCAGUGCUGGUGUCACUUAUAAAUGUGCACAUCUAACCCUGUAGUAGCUGACCAAGCUGAAGUUCUCAGAGCUGUUUGGCACUCUUUUGGUAGUCGUUGUAAUUAGGGUUCUUUUUCUACCAGCACUUUUAUUGUUUUCCACCAGAAAACCCAGCUCCAUAUCAUUAUUUGGAGGCAAUUUGCUGUUUCCAGUGUCAGCUAUUCCUCUAAAUGACUCCAGUACUGUUCUUACUGUAUGUCUUCCAUUUGAUGACUGAAAUUCUGUCAUUUAUGUGAGGGCAGACAUGCAACACAUGAAAAGGGAGAGGCUGUCGCAGGAGAUGGGGAUAAGUGGAUGGUUUUCUGAACUCAGCUCCACUUUUUUUUUUUUUAAGCCUUCAGGAUAUGCAAACAUCUAGAGAAACCCACAAGUAUUUCUUCAUUUGCUUAGACUUGUCCUGGUUAAAAUUUAACAAGUAAAGGUGCCUUUUUCCUGCUAAUACAGUCAUUUUCCAGGAUAAGCAUGCAUCACAUUAAUUGGAGGUGAUUUUCUACUAGAUCUGACCUGAGCAUGCUGUCAUUGAAAAUGCUUAUUAAAAUUAUGUAUAUAUUAAUGUGUCGGUCUGUAAGCUUAAUUAACACUUUUGGAAACUAAACAAAUCUGUCUCAAAUGCUUAGUGUCUGCUAUAAAAAUACUUAUUUAUUCUACCCAUCCUCCUCAGAGAGUGAAGGCCUGCUUCCAGCUUUUUCAUGGUUUAAAGCCUGGUUCUGCUGGUUCUCUGGUUCUCUGCUGGUUCUGCAAUUUCAUGGCCUUGGAAAGGUACAAAGUAUUCUUGCUGCAGAGCAAGAGGGUUUCAACCAGGCUUAUUUACCAGCACUAAAUGGGAGGGAUUUCACAGCCUGCAGUCUCUUUCUUGCCCUGCAGCAAGCCAGGUAGCCUUUUAACAUGAAAUGGAACAAGCAGCACUACUACAGACCUUGUUGUAUUCCUCUGUCUUCAAUUAAUGAAAUUCACAAAAGGGUUUAGAGAAGUCUUUUCCCUAAACUUGAGAAGAACUCAGCACUCCACUGUGCUUUCCUCCAUUAGGAAACUGUGGAGCUGUACCUUUUUUGUGGAGCUGAGUUUCUCACUGCAAGGCAUGUGCAUAAUUUUGCUUGCCUAUUAAUAUUUUCUGCUAUAUAUUAUUAACUAAUAACUACCUUCAAUAUGACAAUUGAAACCUUAAAAUCUUCUGGUCUACUCAAGCUGUUGUGAUAUGAUACAGGGAUGAGACUUUUUGGAAUCAAGAACUGAAGUUGCAUGUGUCAGUUUUGUUUUUAUUGCAUUCAAUAUUACUCUAAUACAUGUAAUAUUGUUGUUUGUAUUCUUUUUUUAUAGGCAAAGCAUUGCUCUGAGAUUAGAUUCAUUAGAUUCAUUAGAUUCAAAAUCAUGACAGCAAAACAAAAACUAGUUUUAGUUUGCUGUACUUCACCUUUGAAAUUCUUUUAGGUUUCAGGAUGUCGUAAACAGUAGGUUGAGUAAUGGGAGUGGGUGGGAGGGAGGGAAAUGACAGCAGUGAAAGUGUAAGCACUGGAACAGGCUGCCCAGAGAGGCAGUGGAGUCUCCUUCUCUAGAAAUAUUCAAAACCCACCUGGAUGCAAUCCUGUGCAAUCUGCUGUAGCAUGGGAGGUGGGACAGGUGGGUGUAUGGUUGUCUGAUAUAUUGGAAAAACCAAGGAUGCAGCCAUGGGGCUGGAGGAGGGUAAAACUCCUCUUAAGCCAGUGUUGUUGCUGGAGAAAGGCUCAUCCAGCUGCACUAUAAAGUUAAUAAUGUGUCAAAGUGGGAAUGAUGCAAAAGAACUUAAAUUUUCAAGUUGGUUUGUUGUGGGGUGGAUCUCUUUAACAGCAUUGAUCUGUCAGGAAGUGCAGUUUGGAUAAACAGUAGCUACAUAAGCAGCAAACAGAAUGGUUCUGUAAGAGACAGUCGUCACCUGAAAACAAGCAAAAUUGCCAGAGUACAGUUUUGUGUUGUGCUUUAUUUAGUUUAAUUGGGGGCUGCUUCCACUGGAGGCUGUUUCACCAAUUCCCUUGCACAGAAUUUAGGGGUUGCACUGUUUUACAGUAGAUUUCUUCAUUUGCCAAGACACUGAAAGGCUAAUUAUUUUUGUUUUCUCAUCUAGUUUGUCCUUCCCAACUGUAAUCUCAAACUCAGCUUUUGCCCAUGUGAGUGCUUGAUCAGAUGUAAGGGAAGGGUGAGAGGGGAGAUCACAUCUCCUAGCAGUGCCUGCUCUCAGAAAAGAUUGAACGCAGCACAAAAUUUCUCUUCAGUAUUUAAAAGCAUCUGGGAAGUAACCAAAAAAGCGUAGCCCUUACUUUUCCUUUGUUUGCUGUUGUUCUUAAUAUUUUUCUUUUCUUUUUUUUUUUUUAAGUAUAUCAAAUAUUUCAGCUAACAGAAGCUUCUCCCCCUAAUCCCAUUUGUUGUCAAAGGAGCAUCUCAACUGUUCUGCCCAGGAAGCCCCUUAAUAAGGUGGUCCGUGCUUUCUUAUCUGGGCAAUACUUUGCCUGAGGUUGGACACAAUUAUUGUGAACACACUGAGGUCUCUCAGUGAAAUUGAACUUCCCAGAUGGUUGUCAAAGGGAUAAUUGAUGAGGAUUACUUCUAGUGCCUCCCAUUGUGUUUUAUUGGAGAUUUUAUUAACCACUGGAGCAAUAAUUGGAGUCCAGGCUUCCUUGCUUUUUAAAGCACCCUGGCUGCUUUAAAUUUCCUGCAAAAUAUCACAUUUGCUUUGUUCUCACUUGUCACUAUUCAAAUGUUCUAGCACUCAUGGUGAUUGCACGUGCUCCAUCAACAGCUGUAGCUGGUGUUGGAUCUGCUUUCUGUUUUGGGAGUACCUUUGUUGUUCCCUGUGGGACAAUAAUACAGAUACUGUGGCGUUUAUAAGGAGCAAAGACAAUAUCCAGUGGCCACACUAUGGAAUCACACGUGUGUUAGUCCAAAAGAGCACAAUUUUCUGUCAGGAAGACAUUGGCUGAUGCUGCCUAUAUCAACUUAAAUAUAAACCCGUAUGCUUUUCUUACACUAAUACCUACUUUUGUAAAGGGGCAGUUGACAUCCUAGUAGGAGCUGACCAGAUCCAGGAAUUUCUUUGAACUUAUCUUGCCUUACUCAAGCUGAAGAGUUUUUUAAAAAAGUAGCACAAAUGUGUCUGCAUGGGAAAUGGUCCAUGGAAUAAGAUGCUCUGUCACACAGGCAUUUAUCCUGGGGAGGGGCCAAGUUUGCAGAAUACCCAGCAGAAAGGCGUUCAGGUGCUUCCAUCAUUUUUGGCAUAUUGUAUUCCUGGCUUAAAGCCCUGGGGUACAUUCUCUAAUGAUUGCUUAUGAAAUUGUUGUAAAUCAAUCUAGAGCCUUCUGCAUGUUCCCACCUUUCCUCCCCCAGCUGCAGGUCCCACGCCAUAGGUUGUCGGUUGCAUCACGGCAGUUGUGACUGCAGGGAAAUCCAUUCCUGCUUGCCCAACCACCAGGAGCUAAUUACUGUUUUCCAGGAUUAAAUUGUUCAGGGACUGUGCACUGACCCAAAUCACUGCCUGCCUGCAAAGGCAUUGAUGGUUGUUGAGGCAUGAGAGGGGUAAGGACAGGUGUGGGAGCCGGGACAUCCUCCUUCCCUGGCAUGGUGAAUCCUAUCCUGUCUGUCCGGCUGCUUUGGUAAGGUUGCCUAAGGCUGUUCCUCCAUAAUCACUUCAGUGGCAGCUGAAGAAAUUCCUCCUCUUCACCACUGCACUCCUCACAAACUCCCCUUCCCUCUCCCUGGGACAACUGCUUGGGUGGCUGUGCAUGAAUCGAGCUGGAGAGAACAGAGCUGCUGGGACCAGCCUGACACUUGGAAGAGGGCCCUGUGCACAGUUGCAGUGCUGUGGCUUGUUCCUGGCCAUGUAGGCUGCUCUGGCUGGUGGGACCUAUUUCAAACCUUUAGUACUUCUAUAAGCAUGUGCUUCCCUUCUCCUUUUCUAGCAUAAGCCUCCUGCUCUCCAGAGCAGUUGUUAAGGCAAAGGCAGCAGGAGUGGGGCAUGUUUUGCCAGCAGACCUUGACCUGGACUCUACACAGCUCCAACUGAGCAGGCGCUUGGGGGUUGGGGACUGUUGUGUGCCUGGUGCCCUUCCUCAAAUGCCCUCCCUGAAACCACUGUUGUGGUUUCCCCUCCUGUCUUCUAAAGCCUGGGCCAGGUGCAGUUUCAGGCCCCUGUUAAAGACCCCCAAGUCGUUUUAAGUCUGAAAACACUACGUUGUGUUUGCCUGAAGGACAGCUUGGGGAAUUGACAGCUCAGCCAGCACUUAGAGGAGCUCACCCAGAGGAGCCCUUGAAGCUGUCAUUUGCACUGGAUUUUCUUGCUGAGUGUUGAGGAGGUCAGUUGAGUUUUUGGGUCAGGUUGUCUCUAUUUAAGCCUGUCUGUGAGACUGGAAAUACCCCAGGGAGGGUCCCAAACACCUCAUCCCUCUGAACCCAGCCCUUAGGCAGUUAGGACCUUGCCCCAGUAUGCCAGCCAGGCACCUCCUCACCCCCGACAGGUGUUUGUGGCCAGGUGCACAGCACCACAUGGGUGUUUUGCAAGGCACAUUGCUCAGGGGGAAUGAGUACUCUUGUUUUUAACCCAUGUGAGUUGGACAAAGUCCAGACACAAGGACAACAGCAGAUUUUUGGAUUGUUUUGGUUUUGGCAGGUUGAACCUUAGCUGUUGCAUUACUUAAGAGUGCUGUUCUUUGAAUACGACCCUAGCUGUCAUCAUUCACUUGCUCUGACACAACAGGAUUUCAGAGACCUCAUUUUUCCAUGCUUUCCAUUGCAAAAGUGAGAACUUACUGAUAAUGCUUAAUAUGUUCCUGCUGCAUUGCAGCUGUUUCUGCUUUUGACCAGAGAUGUAAAGUAAAAUUUAAUUCUCCACAACUGCUCCAGUCAGAUAGCAAACACAGAGGGAGGACUAUGUAUGGUGCUGCCCAGGUUAUUGAAAAAGUGUGUGAGUUGUCCUCACACUUUAAACUAAGUAAGGAAUUAACUCCUACCUCUAAUUAACCAGGACCUCUCCUAAAAGUGUUGCAGAACUUAUAUCAGGCUUGUGCUGCCACUUGAAUGCAGGACCAGUGGCAUUCUGAUGCUGUAGUCCCUGUUUGUGGACGUACAUACAUAUGUGUGCAUACACACUUGUAUGUGCCUGUACUGGAGGGGUGAUGAAAUCAGAAGGUGGCUGUGAAAACUUAAUUAAGGCCUGAGCAUGUGGAAAAGAAUCUUUUUUCCUCCCCAUGUUAACUGAAAGCUUGGCUAAUGAUCACAGUGGCAUCAAUAUUUAUGUAAGGUGUAACAAGGUGAUGGUGCUGGGAUUCUUGGUGAGAGAAAAAAAAUAGUAUUUUUGAUAUACCUUCUUCUCUGUUUAUUAGAUUGAGAAAAAGCAUUGGUUUAGGUGCAUAAAAUGAGGGGGGAAAAUUAGAACUAAGAGUCAAGUUUGUUUGGGGAAGCAUAGCAGAGAGUCCUUCAUGACAAACCAAACCCAGACAGGCAGGAAAGACACACCAGAAGGGACACAGGAACGGGAAGUCCCAUCUAUGGGAUCAAGGCAUCCUUCAGUAGGUGCUACUGAGGGUAAAAAAGAAAUUAAGGGAAGUUACCCUGGUUCUGUAGUUGGGUCUGUUUGACUGUGCUGCACCCCACAGGCAGGAUGUGGAAUGCUUCUGGCCCUGCCAGGGAGCCACGGAACACAGGCUGGAGACCUGCAGGAGUGAUCUGGAUGUUUGCCACUGGUUAGAGGCAGAGAAAAGAACGGCCCUCUGAGAAAGGACAGGGGAAGGGGAGGCCUGGAGAGACACCUGCAAGGGAGGUGGGGAUAGGUGUGGUAUCCCUGGCAGCACAUUGGCAGGAGGUAAGAGCUGUCUGGGCUGCUGGGCAGGGAAGGGAUUACCUCUGAGAAGCGUCAAAGUCAGGAAACCUUUUCUGGAGAGCUGUCAUCCUAGUUCUUUGCCUUACUCAGCUGGGAGACAAAAAGCUUUGGAGGAAUGGUUGCUAUUGACACUGUAGAUAUGUAACAGAGCUGUGUCUCUUAGGCCUUUAAGGAUCCAAAACAAAAGGAAAACACCUUAUCCAGCUGCCUUGAUGAGGGGGAAAAAUUCCUCAUCACACUGCUGCCUACAAAGCAAAUCCCAUGGACUGACAAAUUCAGAUGCAGCGCUGUCUACACCACUUCCUGAGCAUAUGGGAUUGUUCACUGAUGAUGACCAUGUUUUAAUUUCCCCAAACCACAGUGCUCUACAUAUUUUGUUCUUUUUAGGGACUGACAUCCCUCCUCAACUUUUAUAGCAGCUUUCAGAGACAAACAUAACCAGGUUACUGUGACUGAAUCCCCUCCUGUGCACUAGGAGCUCAGCUGGUGACAGCUUUCACUUCCCUUUCACCUCUUGCCACAUCUGGAUGGUUGUAUCCUGGUGCUGUCUGCUUCCACAGCUGCUGCCAUCAGCUUGGAUUGCCAGCUGAUACAUAUUGAUAUAUGAAACACCUAACCUGAACUACAUUCUUCUCUCAAGUGUCUUUUCCCCUAAGAAUAAGCUCUGCACGUCCACAUUACCUUUCUGUGUGGUUUGUGAGCAAGAGAUCCAAGAGAUGUUUAUCCUGAAACAUCCUGGGGAAGAGAUCAGCUGACAUUUAUACAUUCAUGGCAGUCAAGGGAAGGUAAGCUCCUCAACCAGACAAGCUGAAUGAAGUAUUUGCUACUGAAGGCAGUUCUGCACUUUCAUUUCCUGGUGAUUUUGCUUCUUCGGCCACCACAUAUAAAACCAGUAGAUGUUCUUUUUCUCUGCCAGCUGGGCAGGCACCAGCAUUCCCUGGCCAUGUCUUCCAUUCCAGCAGCAAAGUCAAGUUGCCGCCCAGAGCAGCUGAGUCACAGACACAGGCUCAGUUGCCACUAUUGCCUUUUAUAGUGACUACGUUUAAGAAUUGCCCUUAAAUGCAAUUAAAGCAAAAACCAGGACACAAAACUGAGGAAAUGCCCAUAUUCCUGUGUACCUCUAAUGGCAGGUUUGUCUUUCCCUUUGGUGGGAGCUGUGCAAUUCUGUAAUUAUAUGCUGGUUACUCACCACACUCAUUUUGCAGGACAAAUUAUGCCCUGGGGCAAUCAGUGAGACCACUCAGCAGUGGCCUUUGCUUUUCUCUCUGUCCAGUUCUGUCAAGUGUCCCCAACCUGAGCAAGCCUGUCCCUGGUAACACAAGUCCCUGAGCUGUUCCAACACGUGAGUUUCUCACAGCAUCAGUAUUUGGAGCACCACUGCCUCACACCAGAGGUGACUGCGCCACAAAAAAACAUCCCAUCCAUGCCAACUCUGGCAACAAUAAAUCAGCUCCACUGCCACUUGCAGGCUCAGUCCUUAAUAAGUAGCACUUAAUAAGUGUCUUUUCUUGAGCUCUCUUUAGAAAAAGGUGGGGAGCACUUUUCAGUUGUAGAGGAGAAGCAACUCAGAUGUAGGUGAUUCUGCAAAUGAGAAACAUUCAUGAAGGCUGAAAUUGCAACUCCUUAACUUAGAACCCAGAGAAGGGGGACAGAAGAGGGUUAAGCCAAGGAAGGGCAGAACUCCCUCAGAUUGCACUGAACCAAGGGACUCCUGAGAAGGAAAAAACAAACCUAUAUAGAGCCCAGUUCAUGACAAAGCACACCUUGUUCUCAGCAGAGAGGAACAUUUACUUCAGUCCUAGCCUCUGCUCAGGCCUUAGGCAAGGAAGGUGGAGAUUCUAAUGAGUUACUGCUUCUACUCCUGCCCUUGCCGUGCUCUUAGCACACAGGGGCUCAAGGGGCAGAAACCAAGCACCUGGUCCUGCCCAGUCAGCCAAGGACAGCUGGACCCUGCUGGAAGACCAGAGGCACCUGCACAUCUCAGCAUCUCCGCCUGCAGUGCCAGACAGAGUCAAGCUGGCAAGCACCGAGCACCACUCUGCUGAGACAUAGGUCACCCCUUCUUCAUCCUGCUCUGCAAGGUACCAGGCAACACCACACACCAGUCUGCCAGAUGCCCCAUGGAAAACAGAUCCCUGAGCUACCCCUUCCUCUGUUUUCAGAUUCUAGAAGCUGACUGCUAAGCACCUUCAACACCUCCCAGCACCAUUAGUAACUUCUAACACAGAGCAGCCCUGAGCAUUGAUACACCACUAAACAGUCAAAGGAUUAAUAACAUCAAUUUUUAUUCCAAACAAGACAGAACUUCAGAACACCUGUAAUCCUCCUGGUCAUAUUUCAUGGAAGUCUUUAGAACACUGGACACACUAAUUUACUAUUCAAACUAUAACAGUCAGGGAUAGGAUAAUGGCACUGCUGAAGGGGUUUCUUCUAAACAAACUAAAAGUUAAUGUUUAAGAGUUAACUUUCUUCUACAAUGCUCAGCUUUGUCUUGAGGUGCUUAGCAACAAAAGCAAAAAAAUAAGCCUGCUUU